Molecule: messenger RNA, 857 nt
Organism: Dermacentor silvarum
Lineage: Eukaryota; Metazoa; Arthropoda; Arachnida; Ixodida; Ixodidae
Exons: 2
Coding region: 1-819 (272 amino acids)
Source: RefSeq, a predicted model, not a curated record
AUGAGGCACCUCGUCGAGCUUAACGUAAGCUCGUUCCACUUCGGCCCUGACUUCGACUUGACGGAAUUGCUCCAAGAAGGGACGCUGAAGUUCCUGGAGGCACUCUCGGCGCCUCCUUGCGGCCUUUGCCACCUAACAGCGCUACGUCGGCUGGCGCAUUAUUGCCCCCACCUCGAAGACCUGGACGUGCGCUUUGACAGGCAGGGGAGCUUUGUACAGUGCAUCGUCUGUGAGUGCGAGUUCCGCCUUGAGCCCGAAGACAUGGUCGAACAACACACCGGCGCCCCUUUGUUUCGCAAUGGGCUGGCCAGGCUGACUUUCAGUGACGUGCCGGAGCUCGUCUCCCUGCGGUUCCUCGAGCGCUGCCAAAUGGUGACACUGCGACUGUCCAACUGCCCCGGUCCCUCGCACCCGGACUACGUGCGUUUAGGCCCGCUGCUCGCUAACAGCAGCACACUGAGCUGCCUCGUGCUUCGUCACGACGCUUUGCCGUUCGGCGACGCGUCUCUGGUGGCUAACUUGUCCAGCAUCCCGAGCCUGCAGUACCUGCACCUUUUAUCGGCGACGUCCGUUUCUGGAAACGAGGCCUCGAUGUCCGUGUGUGCGCUCAGGGCCAGCCUUCCGCGCCUGCUAUGCCUGCAUAUCCACUACCGGGACGCAAGCGACGGCACCGAGCAGCGUGUCACGUGGAUACGGGAAUGGUUCGUUGGAGGCAGCAGCGGCACGAUCCAAGACAGUCCCUGCUUCCUGUAUUGCUCGACAGCUACGUUCAUAGGGCUCGCCAAGCCGGUGAAUCGUCACUUCCAGCCGAUCCUGUAGCUGAAGGCUAUAUAGGAGAGGUAAUAAAACGGCCCUGA